AUGAUGCUUAAGUUGCUCAAUGAUACAUCUUCGAUAUUUCACGGCAGUAAUGCUAAGGAUGUGUGGUUGAAAGAAGAUGCAAUUUGGAGAAAUUUGACCGACAGCACUGGAGAUUAUACUUUUCCCCCGUUAUCUCAGUAUAAAUAUGUAGACAGUGUUGAAGUUGGAAAGGCUGUGAUUUGCCAGGAUAUGUUCUGGUCAUAUGAUGGAUCAUCGAUUGCCACAAUUCAUAAUGAUACGGGUAUACGACAGUAUUUAAUUCCAGAGCAUGAAGGAGUUGAUUUGAUCCCAUACACAAGAUUUUUCAAGAAUAGAUCUAUUGUAUCUAGUGAUAUACAUCCGGGUUAUUCCCUGUAUAAUGAUGAUAUGGGAUUUAAUAAUGUUUUAUUGGGCUCGAGAGAUUUACCAAUUCAGUUGUAUUCUUUAGAUCCUAAUGAUACUGAAAAUGUUGUAGUAUUUCAUUAUAAUGUAAUGAAUCAAGAAAAUGAGAGGUUUGAAGUACCGUAUAGUCUAAGAUUCAUUGAUAAAUCAACGUUUGUGAUGGGUAGUGACCGAAAUAGGAUAAAUUUAUACGAUACGAAUCGAAGUGAAUGUCUCUGGUCGCAACGGUAUAAUAGAUCACAAUUGAAUCCUAAGAAAAUACAUAAAAGUGUUAUAUCCUGUUUUGAAACUAACAAAACAAGGUCUGUGGCAUACUGUGGCUCGUAUAGCGACGAAUUAUUCAAGUUUGAUCUCCGUAACAAUAAGAUUGUCAAUGUAUCUUCAUCAUAUGGUAGACAUAGUAAUGGGAUUUAUCAGAUAAUAUCCAGUGAAAAUGGAAAUUAUCUUUAUAUUCUAAGACGUAACAGUAAUACUAUUGACGUAAUUGACACGCGAUAUGACCACACUACUGUAAACAAGCUGCAACUAACAUUUGCCCUGGGGAAUAUCAAACACAAAGCGCAUAUAGACACAAUAAACGGUCUCUUGAUUGGAGACACAGAGGGUAACCUACUGAAUUGGUCAAGAGACAUUAUAGAAUUUGGGGGCAUUGAACUCACAAAUCAAGGUUAUCCCAACUGUGAGAGUAACGUGAACCUACUCCCAGACAGGAUACUGUACUCAAAUUCAUCAGCGACUCGAUCCAGGAUAAACAUCGUGAAGACAGACCCUAACGACCCACACAUAAUAUCGGCGUCGCACUCCCCAUGUGACAACAAAUCUUCUCCGUGCAACAUUACAAGUAAACUCUCCAUACUUUCCAUAUAG
Kazachstania africana CBS 2517 is the source of this 1248-nucleotide messenger RNA. RefSeq names its product Swt21p (gene SWT21). Bases 1 to 1248 code for a protein of 415 amino acids. NCBI's taxonomy places the organism in Eukaryota, Fungi, Ascomycota, Saccharomycetes, Saccharomycetales, Saccharomycetaceae. The transcript has a single exon. Gene Ontology annotation, molecular function: protein binding. The record is from RefSeq and is a predicted model, not a curated record.